AUGCUAUUUAAUUUUGGGGAGAAUGAGAUGAGUUUGGAAAUCAAUGGCCGAGUGGUAAGGACUGAGACCAGGUUAUGUCUUAGAGAAAAUGAGGUGUUCAACAUUUACUCUCACAAGUGUGUGACCCUGAUCUGUGACGGGAUGGACAUGCGCCCCGUCAACGGGACCUGCAUCCUCAAGGACAAGCAGGUGAUGGACGGAUCUGGACAACUCUACCCUCACGGUGCUCACAUCUAUACCAUCACUCUCAGUGUUCGUGGGAAGGACACGUUAAUGAGGAAGUUUUGGAGCCAUGCUGCCCCAGGGAACUUCAGUCUCACGAAACAUGGCGCUAUCAUCUGUUCCCACUUCUCACGGAGUCACACUGACCAGGUGGUUUUCUUUGACUACACUGACGUCCAGAUUGUUCUGACCAUUGUGGCAUCAUCAGUGUCCAUGACCUCUCUUGUUGGGGUACUGCUGGUUUAUAGCUUUCUCCCCCAACUCAGAAAUGUUCCUGGUAAGAUUGUAAUGUCUUUGUCAGCAACUCUCCUUGUUGCCCAGGGUCUCCAACUCAUGACCAAAGCACCAACUGGUCCGAUGUGCGUAGCAGUUGCCUCCCUCGUCCACAUGAUGUGGCUAUCCACGUUCCUGUGGAUGAGUUUGCUGUCUAUAGAUUUAGCUCGGUCUCUGAGAAGCAUGUCACCAUUAUCUGGAAUUGAGAGUCACAACAAACUGUUUUGUCUGUACGCAUGCGUGGGUUGGGGCAUCCCCUUCCUUUUGGUUGUCACGUGUGUUGUGAUCGAUCGUUUCCAUGUGUGGGGAAUAAGCAUUGGCUAUGGAUCUGAUCACGUGUGUUGGAUAGCCAAUCCCAAAGCAUCUCUCUAUGUCUUCGGUCUUCCACUGGCUCUGACCCUGCUUAUCAAUGUAACCUGUUUCAUAUUGACUCUGAUCAGCAUCGAGAAGACGGCCUCCAAAGUCGCUUCACAUUCCAAAAGAUGCAAGAACGAGAAGAAACGCCUGGGCAUUUAUGUCCGUCUGUCGUUCAUCAUGGGUUUCUCCUGGAUCUUCUGUUUCAUUGCUGCCUUCGCCCACGUGCCCCUUCUGUGGUAUUUCCAGAUCGUUCUGAACGGCCUCCAGGGUUUCUACAUCUUCGUGUGUUUCCUCUGUAAGUCAAGGAACUUCAAACUGUUGACGGAAAAGCUCUACUGUUUACCCAAGAAGGCUGAGACGAAGGGCAUUACUGCAACCACCAGCACUAGCUAG
Molecule: messenger RNA, 1245 nt
Organism: Haliotis rubra (blacklip abalone)
Lineage: Eukaryota; Metazoa; Mollusca; Gastropoda; Lepetellida; Haliotidae
Product: adhesion G-protein coupled receptor G6-like
Exons: 2
Coding region: 1-1245 (414 amino acids)
Biological process (GO): cell surface receptor signaling pathway; G protein-coupled receptor signaling pathway
Cellular component (GO): membrane
Molecular function (GO): G protein-coupled receptor activity
Source: RefSeq, a predicted model, not a curated record